UUUGUCAAAUUGUCAUACGCGUCGCCGAUGUGUCAGUGGGCGAUCGUUGUAUAGCGUGUUAUUUGUGUCGUAAAUGUGGUUCGAUUAUGUGAUAAUGAGAAGACAUGCGCUUUACAACAUUAUUAUUAAGUGAUGCAUGUGUUUUGAGUUUAGUGUCGUGUUAAAAAACGUUGUUUUCAUUUGUAUGUCAUCGGACUCUUCAAUAUGGCGGCCCCUCGUCACAAAUCACAACAGAAAAAUAUAUCUUCGAUAUUUUCGAAGUUGCACGGGGCGUUCUCGGACGCGGUAUGCCCUACUAAACUUGCGACCGAUAAAAGGACAUUGGAUAAGACUUGGAAAUUGAUGGAUAAAGUUGUAAAAUUGUGUCAGCAUCACAAGAUGAAUUUGAAAAACAGUCCGCCGUUUAUUCUGGACAUUCUGCCGGAUACGUACCAGCGUCUGCGUGUUAUUUACUCGAAGUACGAGGACAAUAUGCAGGCGUUGAACAGUAACGAACAUUUUAACAUAUUUAUAAUUAAUUUGAUACGGAAAUGUAAGCAGGCUAUAAAGUUGUUCAAGGAAGGGAAGGAGAAGAUGUUUGAUGAGAAUUCUCACUACCGUCGUAACCUGACGAAGCUUAGUUUGGUGUUUAGCCACAUGUUGAGUGAGCUGAAGGCGAUGUUUCCGAACGGAACUUUUGCCGGUGAUCAGUUCCGCAUCACGAAGAGCGAUGCCGCGGAGUUCUGGAGGACUAACUUUGGAAACAGCACCUUGGUUCCAUGGAAGAUAUUCAGGGAGGAAUUGAACAACGUGCAUCCCAUAUCAUCUGGUUUGGAGACGAUGGCGUUGAAGACCACCAUCGAUCUCACGUGUAACGACUUUAUAUCGAAUUUUGAAUUUGAUGUUUUUACGAGAUUAUUCCAACCGUGGAGUACGUUACUCCGAAACUGGCAACUGUUAGCGGUCACGCAUCCAGGAUAUGUGGCGUUUUUAACGUACGACGAGGUCAAGGCGAGGCUCCAGAAGUAUAUACACAGGGCUGGCAGUUAUGUAUUUAGGUUAUCAUGUACGCGGCUCGGCCAAUGGGCGAUAGGCUACGUGACGGUGGACGGAGAGAUCCUUCAGACGAUACCACAGAACAAGAGCUUAGUGCAAGCUUUAUUAGAUGGAUAUAGAGAGGGAUUUUACCUUUACCCGGACGGUCGGGACGUGAACCCGGACCUCAGCAGUGCAAUCAUAUCACCAGCCGAAGAUCAUAUCACUGUAACACAGGAACAGUACGAGUUGUAUUGUGAAAUGGGUAGCACGUUCCAAUUAUGUAAAAUUUGCGCGGAAAACGACAAGGACAUCAGGAUAGAACCAUGUGGGCAUCUACUAUGUACACCCUGCUUAACUGCGUGGCAAAUUGAUUCGGAAGGUCAAGGUUGUCCAUUCUGUCGAGCAGAGAUCAAAGGGACUGAGCAGGUCGUAGUGGACGCGUUCGUACCACCACGCCCGCCGAACACAACGUCAGAUAAAAACACAAAGACUGCAGUAAAACCGGUGUCUUCAAAUUCAUCCGGUUCGUCCGGAUCGUCCGGUUGCAAUGGUUCCAGUGUAGACGUGACAAUAUCAGGCAGUGCGAACGGCUGGGCGUCAAGAAACACAACAUUCAACGGACUCACAGAUGACAUUGACGAUGCCGAGGAUUGGGCAGAAUUCAACGCAGCCACCUCUACAAUAGACGCUUUGAGGCCAUCAGUGCGAUCCCCGGGCGCUUCGCCCCGCCAUAGCCCGAGGGCGCCGCGUAGGGCUCCGCAACCUAAUGAAAAUGCGUAUGGGGAAUUACGGGCGCCCCCAUUACCGCCUAGGAAGAGCUUGUCUCCGGCAGAACCUGCUAUCGUCGCUGCGUCUAGUGUCCAAGAUAUAGCAGCGGCCAGUAGCGCUCAUACGGAGCCACGAAGACGAUCCUCAUUAGAACCGGAGCCUGACUCUCGACACCGGCUCACCUCCAUCAUCACAGGCUCCACGGAAACCAUUACAGGGGUCAUUGACACCAGACAUGAGGUGCCACCUGACCCAAGGGCCUUUGAAAAACCCCGACGAGCCUGCACGCCACAGUCAAACAGUCGUCCCCUUCCCGCACCCCCGCCCGAACGGCCCGCAGAAACCCCCACUCCCACCGAACCAAAACCAGAGCGACAUCUACCAGACAACAGAUACAAUAACGAAAGACAAGAACUCCCAAACAGACAGGAAAGACCACCAGAUAACCGACAUCCCCCAAAUCCCCCCGAAAAUAGGCACCCAAUCCCCGAAAAUAGACACCCAGUCCCCGAAAAUAGGCACCCAGUCCCCGAAAAUAGGCACCCAGUGCCCGAAAACAGGCACCCAGUCCCCGAAAAUAGGCACCCAGUCCCUGAAAACAGGCCAAAUGACAGACACGUGCCAGAACGUCACCAAGAAAAUAGGCCAGAGAGGAUGGAGAGGCAAGACCGCCAUAUCCCCACCCCAGAGAGGCAAGAAAGGCAUUUACAAGACAACAGACAUGAGAUCCGAGUAAUGGAUAACAGACAAGAAAGGCACAUUGCUCCAAUCGAUAAAUCGGAGCGACAUUUGCCUCUAUCAGAUUCCCGGCAUACGGAUUUCCGUUUGCCUCCAGAAAGACCACCGGAGAAACCUGAUAGAAUUAUUGAAUCUAGGAGUAGUUUCGAUCGGGAGACUAGGCUUGAGAAUAGGGCGCCGCCUAGGCAAAGGUCCUUGCCUGCAACGACAAGUGGGAGCGUCGACCAGCCUACGAAGUCCACCACAAUGCCUAAGUUCCCCUCAGAAGAUAUAAAAGACCCACCGUAUGAAAAUGUGGCUGUGGAUAAGAAUGAAUUGGCUGUAGCACCUAAAAAAAUCAACCCGCUCACGCACGACAAACACGGACGGAAAUACGGCGACAAUGUGUCGUAUGAAAACAUAAAUUUAGAUUAUAUCGCACGUUUGGUAGGUGAGGGGUACCCAAAAGACAUCGUGGUACGCGCAUUGGGCAUCACACGUAAUGAUCUGGAAAUGGCCUGCGAUAUACUACAUGAGUUUGGAUCUAAAGUACCUAAUAAGUGUUAAAAGUAGAUAGUUUGUUCUUUAAAUUGGGCGUUUCGUAAAGUAUGUUGAGGUUUAUAUCAUGGUUGCUUGUAAAUUUUUGUCUUUAUCGUCAUAUUUAUUCAUAUUCAUAAUUGCCACUAAUGAGAGUUGAGGUCUUUUCUCUGUGUUGGAGAAAUCGAUAAUGCGUUUUGCUUUAUGAUAUUAUCAAUAAUAGCACAGAUCUUUUUUGAGUGGAAGAAAUCAUCCAAUGACUUCUCCCGCCCGGGUGAGGCGAGAGGGAGUGUCACUCUUACUGACUAAAAACCACCCUGUUCCUACUCCUGCACUUCGAGCCGGAGCUCCGGCAACCCUUUAGGUUCUCCGCGACAGGGGCUUAGGUCUUCCAAAUGAACCAUUUUGGUUAAGUCAAGUCAUCCACAGCUCAUAGCUCAUGGGUUUAAUAGUAAACUGUAAAAAUAUUAGAAUUUAUUAUAUCUUGGAUGUAUACGACAUAUAAACCUCAGCAUACUUCAUAAAAUAUCCGCAUAACAGGUUUAGUAAUUCGUACCUUAUGAACUAAAUAUAAGUCUGAUUUUACCGUGUACAUAUUUCAGUGUCAUCGUUUGUUUAUCUUAGAAAAAUAAUUCUUAUAACGCUAUACAUAGCCACUAUUUCACUUUGAGCAAUAGCUGAGAUAAUAAUCCUAUAGUGUAUAACGCUUGAUACGGGUCUAUCGUAAUAAAAGCAGAAGUUUUUAACAGGUUUAAGUCGAUUUUGCGCUGACUAGAUGGCGCUGGUGAUGUUAAAAGUCAUAGGCCAAUUUAGCAGUCCCAAGUUUACUCACUAAUGACUUGAUAUUGGUCAUUUGACCGCUGCGCUAGCGCCGCUAGUGGCGCCACGAAUACGAUCUAUAAGAAACGCAUUGAAGAAAAUAUCAUUGAAUUAUUAUAAUUCUAAUAACAGUAAAAUAAGUUAAAUCAUUUAUUAGACUAAUAAAAAAAAUGU
Messenger RNA from Spodoptera litura, 4032 nucleotides. It is a transcript of the gene Cbl, whose product is annotated as E3 ubiquitin-protein ligase CBL. The record is from RefSeq and is a predicted model, not a curated record. Gene Ontology annotation, biological process: cell surface receptor signaling pathway; negative regulation of epidermal growth factor-activated receptor activity. Gene Ontology annotation, molecular function: receptor tyrosine kinase binding; ubiquitin protein ligase activity; SH3 domain binding. Gene Ontology annotation, cellular component: membrane raft; plasma membrane. NCBI's taxonomy places the organism in Eukaryota, Metazoa, Arthropoda, Insecta, Lepidoptera, Noctuidae.